GACAUUGAUCGUGCGACACCUGGUGGUGAGCCGGCAAAUUGCUCCAUACCUUCAUAUUUAUUUAUCAUUGCUCAAAUUACUUUUAGUGUACUCGCCUAUAUAGGCGGACAGUCGCGAGUAGAUUUCAGUGAUUUUUAAUUAUGGAGGUCGCACGAUUCGCACCGCGUCCGAUAUCAACGAAAUACCUAUCUUGUGCAGUGAGAGGCUGCGGCAGUAAAUCACACAAGGAUGCUACCAUUUGCUUUCACAAGUUCCCGAGACCGGGGCAAUGUUUCGUCAAGGUAGAUGACCAGAAGAUAGAUAGAUUUCUGGUGUGGAAAAAUUUAUUGGAAGUCGAUCACGUCACUCCAAAAACGAAAGUUUGCUCGCUGCACUUUUUAAAGAGCGACUACUUCUUCCCGGACAUCCAAGCGCAAAAGAGGAUAUUGAAGAAGAUCGCAGUGCCUUCGUGCAAUUUACCCGGGGUCGAUGUAAAGAGAGGUAACAAUGAAAGUCCAGGAGUCAGUAAGAAGCCCAACGAAGAAAUCCUUUUCGUGAAUGUCAAAGUGGAAAAUGUGGAUUUCGAAAGCACUCCGGAGUUUGCUAAUUUUCAAUCGACUGACAUCAAGCAAGAAAUACUCGAGGAGCCUUUUUUCAAAGACGCAGAAGUGCAAGCGAACGAAAGCCCGAAACCUUCGGUCAAAGAUGUCGAAAUGCAAGCGAAGCUCGUCAGCUCGCAAUUUCCUUACGAAGAGUUUAUCCGGAAAACCAAGAAUUCCGGGCCUGAGCCUCCGGUCAAAGACGCGGAAGUGCAAGUGAAGACCGACUGUAUCUUAUUCAACGUGAUACACUGUAUAAAGAGCGACCAAGAGCUACACAUCUCAACCGGCAUCGAGUCGUUCGACGCUUUGAGCGCCAUCGUGCAACGAAUAAAGGAAAUCUGCGGCGAAAAAUUCGAGCAUCCCAACAUGAGAUUGAACACGAGAGAACGAGUGAUCAUGACAUUUAUGAAAUUGAAGCACAACUUGUCCUACAGUUUCUUGGCGAUUCUCUUCAAGCAUUACACGCCAACGCACUGCAAGCGAGUCAUCACCGAAACCAUAGAUAUAUUGAGCCAGUGUUCGAAGGAUGGAAUUUCCUGGCCAUUGAUCAAAGAUAUUAAAAAAACAUUGCUAAAACAUUCGUAGUAUAGUUGUCGACCUAAAAACGGAGCAGCAGACGUAAUCGCCGUGGUCGUCGAGAGAAAAGAAGCCGGAAUACCUAUACGAAAAAGGGGAGAAGAGGAGCUCACGAGGGGAGCACAUAACGAGUGUAUACUCGCGGAGACAAACGCGAGUAACGAGCCGGAUUGAUUGAGAGAUAAUAGCGCUUCUCUCUCUGUCUCGAUGCUUUGGGACAAACUUUUUUAUACGUAACGGAUUGUCAGAGUCGUAUAUUGUUUACGGCUCGGGAGAGGAAGGGAAAAUCGGGAGCGACCUCCGACGAAAGCGAAAACACAUGCGGAAAUCGAACGAUUAGCCGCGAUGUGUCUACAUAUAUACCCAUUAAGGGUGCGACCAAAUUAGGUCGGCUGGAUUUCAGGGCUGUCCUACUUUUCGUACAUGUGUGUUGUAGACUUUCAUUGUUGCUUGAAAAAUGAUGCUAUAUAUCGAAAGUUGGAGCGCUUAGUAGUCUGCGUUCGAGUUAAUAAUUUAAUACAUAUUUCUUUGUUUACUUCGCGUUCUUAUCGUUUGUAUUAAAAAGUAUUCCACGAUCCUUUAAUUAAAAGGCAAAAAAGAUGAGGUUUAAAAAGCUUAUAGACUGUGUAGUGUGUAAUCGCUAUUACUCGCGAGUUUAUUAGAUUUUACCACGAAAAUGUAAUGAGUUCUCCCUUACAAACGUUGUAUUAAUAAAAAAAUUAAUUUAUAUACACCAUCGUAAUGUUUCUGGUCGAAUCGAGGCCUAAUACAUAAAACAAAGAACCUGUCGACGAUUACAUUACGGUACUUAAGCAGCUCGGUAUAUAUACAAUGCGUGUAAUUUUCUUGCUGAUAAUGAGAAUAGACGACUGUACGCACUGGUACCGUAUGAAUUUACUUCAAACGAGCUCGUGCCUAAAUGAGCACCUACUCCGCUUUAUAUAUCGAUCCAAGCGGUGAUUUUCCUCGUGACGUUUUCUCGUUAAUAGUCGGCUUAGACGAGGACUACACCGUUGUGGGGUGGACAGGCUUCGAUUUACGAAUAAGUUCAAGGUGAGCGUUGGGGUUUCUACAGAGAUAGUAUCUGUGAAAAGACCGCGAUUCGUUUUGCGGAGCUGUUAAAUUUUUCGAAACAAUAACUUUGUCGUUAUUAAUGGAAUAAAUAAUGAAAGUUUGUUUUUGCAAAA
Nasonia vitripennis (jewel wasp) is the source of this 2344-nucleotide messenger RNA. RefSeq lists its product as uncharacterized. The transcript has 2 exons. Lineage: Eukaryota; Metazoa; Arthropoda; Insecta; Hymenoptera; Pteromalidae. The record is from RefSeq and is a predicted model, not a curated record. The coding region runs from base 141 to 1166 and encodes 341 amino acids.